Pimephales promelas (fathead minnow) is the source of this 2478-nucleotide messenger RNA. The record is from RefSeq and is a predicted model, not a curated record. NCBI's taxonomy places the organism in Eukaryota, Metazoa, Chordata, Actinopteri, Cypriniformes, Leuciscidae.
AUUUAUUUAGUAAGUAGACUUGUUUUCUGUUGAGAAUAUCGCUCAUAUAACGUACAUCUUUACACACACUAACAAAUCCAAAGGGAUUAACCCAUCGGUUUAUCAAAGAAAUUGACGCUUGGUAUUUCGCGAGCUUAUGUUUGUUGUGCUGGGCGUGUUGGUGUUCAUGGGAGGGGCUAAGGUUACACUGCAGUACCCGUGACUUGUAAUGUAAGACUGUAGUCACGCCCGGGGUGAGAGACAGGUGUCCAGCCGGGCUGGGGGCGCAUGCCGUCAGUGUCAGUGAGUCGUGUACCGAUGGCAUUAUCUCGUGAGCAGUGCUCUCACCGGGGGCAGCUUCACGGCGGAGCGGGAGGGUGUUCGCCGGUCGCUGUUGCAGCAUGCAGAAUGCUUUUGGCUGUCGUAAGGACUCUACCUUCAGGAUCACGUACAGACGAUCAGUGUGUUGCGCAGCCCAGUUUGUGAUUGAUCAGCGUGAUCUAACCGGUUAUUAUGGCUUCCAGUUCUGGGAAGAUGAACCAGUCCCCCGGCGGCAGCUGUGCAUGUAACGGGACUAUUGCGGACAUCCCCAAUGUGAUUGUAGAGAAGGAAAUGUAUGAUUAUCAAAUGCACACAAAAAUGUGCAAGAAAAUAGCGCAGCUGACAAAGGUCAUUUAUUCUUUAAACACUAAAAAUGAGGAGCAAGAGGCAACUCUGCAAUCGUUACGCCGUGUUGCCACGGAGACACAGGGCAGCCUCCAGCCAACCACAGGUCAGGAUGAGGAAGAGGAGGAGUCAACAUAUAUCCUGAGGACACGCCUUCUAGAGCUGCAGGCCACCGUAGAGGAAGUGGAGGAGCGUGGACAGAGGACUGAAAUAGAGUUUGCGGAGCGCAUAGCUGUGCUAACCCAAGAGACGUCUGAUCUGCGCAGGGACUACCAGAAUCUGCAGACAGAUAGAGACAACCAACACAAAUUACUACAACAAACUCUAGAAGAAAACCAGUGCUUAGAGAACGAGUGCCAAGAGCUACGCAGAGCCAGAGAUGAAGAGAGACAGAGAGAGGAGGAGAAGAUGCAUAGAGUGGAGGAGGAGAGGAAGAGAGAGAUCGAGGAGAGGAAUAGAGAAACAGAAGAGAGGAAUAGAGAGUCACGGGAGAGAAAAAGAGUAGAGGAGGAGUGUGAAGAAAGGUUGAAAACAGUGAAAAAGGAGCUGCAGGUUCUGAGGGAGGAGAAGGAGAGAGCCGAGAAGGAAUGGAAGAGAGAUUUGGAGGAGUGGAAGAAGAGAGUGAAGGACGUGGAGGAAGAGAGGAGGGAGGAGCAGGAGGCAGCCAAGAAAACACUACAACAGAGCCUUAAUGAACACAUCAACCAGUGGCACCAGAGAGAGCAAGAAAACCGCAAGUCCCAGAAUACAACACUUCAGCAGAGGCUGAGAAAAGCCGAGACAGACUUGGAGGUUCGAGAACAGAGGUUGAAUGAGAGCAACAGACACUGCAGCAAACUUCAGGAGAGAGUAGAGGACAUGGAGGAGCAGUUGGAGGAUGGGCGACGCCGGGUGGCUGAGGCUGAGGUUGUGGCAAAGAAAGCAGAGGAGGAGUUAGCUGUUGCCAAAGAACGCUUAUUACUGCAAGAGAAUGAGCUACAGAGCAAGUCAGAGGAGUUAAUGAGUCAGAGUUCAUCUCAGGUGAGGGUCUCUGCUGAAGUGGAAGAGAUGAGGUCUCAACUCAGUCGUCUCAAGAUUCGAAACAAAGAGCUGGAGCUUCAGAACAGUGGCCGAUCUAAUGACCACGCCCGCAUGCUGAAACAGCAUGCAGAUGCUCUAUCCUCUAUGCGUCUGGAGCUGCAGCGUGCUCACACUGAGGAGAUCAGACGCCUUCAGCAGGAGGUGGAGAGUGAGAGAAAGAAUGACAGACAGGAGCUGGAAGAAGAGAAGAAACAGGUUCAGCAGAAGAUGGAAGAAGAGAAAGUAAGGCUUAAAGAACAGCUUCGGAAAGCACUGGAAGAAGUGAUACGCAAACAUGCCAGUGAGCUGCGGCAUGCGCACGCGAUGCUGGAUGCAGAGAAGAAGAAGACACAGCAGGCUGAGGAGCAGAUGCAAACCGAAGAAGAAGAGAGAAAGAGUUUAGAGGCGGAGAGGGACGAGCUAAGCAACCAACUACAGCUGUCCAAAACAGAGAUGGCGAAAUUGCAGGGGGUGAUUCAAACCCUGGAGAAAGAAAGAGAAGAGGAGGAGGAAAGGGCAAAAGAGAGAGAGAAGGAGUGCGCAGAGGUGGAGCGGCAGUCAGCAUAUGGCCUGGAGUGUGUACGAGUGAAAGAAGAACUGGAAAACCUGCACAGGAGUAUGCAGCAAAUACAGGAGGAGUUUGCUGCACAGAAGGAAGUGUUACAGGCAGAGAUUUCUGCUCUACAGCAAGAGAGAGACAUUCUACAACAGUCCAAUCAUGGUAUAGAGGAGAGAAUCAGGUGUGUCUGAAUGACAAUGAGACAAGAUCAUUUC